Prunus armeniaca (apricot) is the source of this 366-nucleotide messenger RNA. NCBI's taxonomy places the organism in Eukaryota, Viridiplantae, Streptophyta, Magnoliopsida, Rosales, Rosaceae. The record is from the annotation of a GenBank genome assembly.
AUGUUGAUCCGACGCAACUUACCGGUGAUAGUCGCAGCACCAAGAGCUUUCAAGGGAGGCAGACAUUUAGAGACCAACGUCUUGGGGCUAACGUGGGAUCCGCUCAAGGACCUACUUGGUUUAGGUAAAUAUCUCAUGCGUUCCCCGACUGGAGAAGGACAAAACGGGAUUGGAUUUCCACUCAUAAGGAAGGAAGGUUGGAUACCUUUGACAGGGUUGUAUUUUUGGUUGAAAUGGGAUGGUGUUCAAACUCCCGAAAUGCAGUCUAGACAGCGGGCCCUUCCCUUUCCGACUGGACUGACUCGGGGAAGGGUCAAUCUCCUCCGGAGCAUGCUGCACAGCCACUCAUUCGUCCUGACUAAAUAG